Molecule: messenger RNA, 1005 nt
Organism: Hibiscus syriacus
Lineage: Eukaryota; Viridiplantae; Streptophyta; Magnoliopsida; Malvales; Malvaceae
Product: RNA-binding protein CP29B, chloroplastic-like
Exons: 6
Coding region: 82-927 (281 amino acids)
Cellular component (GO): cytosol
Molecular function (GO): mRNA binding
Source: RefSeq, a predicted model, not a curated record
UUCUUAAACCAAGUCUUCCAUCGCAGAAACAUUAUCUUCUUGGCUUAGCAGAGAAACAAAGGCUAAAAAAGAAAAGAAACCAUGUCUGUAUCAUCUGCUUCAUCUCUCAUACUCCCAUCUUUCGCACCCAAAACCUUAUCUUUACCAAACCAAAGACCCAUUUCACUUUCCCCCUUCUCACUUUCCCAUAGGCUCCAUGCAAAGCCCCUCUCUUGUUCUGCUCUUCAAAGCUUUGAGCUUUUAGCUAGGAAAUCUUUGUCUUCUCCUUCUAAGUUUGUUAGAAACGUUUCUGUUUCAUCUGAAUAUGGUCAGGAAGCGGGUUUAUUAGGUAGUGAUGAUGAAGAGGCUGCCAGUUUCUCCCCUGACUUGAAACUUUUUGUGGGUAAUCUUCCUUUUAGUGUGGAUAGUGGUCAGCUUGCCGGUUUGUUUGGAAGUGCUGGAAAUGUUCAGAUGGUUGAGGUGAUUUAUGACAAGGUAACUGGGAGAAGUAGGGGGUUUGGUUUUGUAACCAUGUCUACAACUGAGGAAGUUAAAGCUGCUGCUCAACAGUUCAAUGGUUAUGAACUCGAAGGGAGGGCAUUGAGAGUAAACUCUGGACCACCACCGCCUCGUAGGGAAGAAUUUUCUCCUAGAGGGGCAAGAGGUGGUGGUGCUACUAUGGGUGCUUCAAAUCGUGUCUACAUCGGUAACCUUUCAUGGGGUGUUGAUGAUGUAGCACUGGAGACCUUGUUCAGUGAGCAAGGCAAGGUUGUGGAAGCGAAAGUUGUUUAUGACAGGGAAAGUGGUAGGUCAAGGGGUUUCGGCUUUGUAACUUACAAUUCUACUGAAGAGGUGGACAGUGCGAUUAAAACAUUUGAUGGAGUUGAGUUGGAUGGCAGACCAAUUCGAGUAUCCGUGGCCGAGACUAAGCUGAGACGCCAGUUUUGAGUGCGACUGUUAUCUACCGGUACUGCUAAAGUUCAAUGAGUAUGCACGGAAAGCAUGCAGCCGGAAGCCGGCGGCUGC